This is a messenger RNA of Prorocentrum cordatum, 390 nucleotides long. The record is from the annotation of a GenBank genome assembly. NCBI's taxonomy places the organism in Eukaryota, Dinophyceae, Prorocentrales, Prorocentraceae.
AUGGAGACCGACGACCUCGACAAUCUCAUCGCCGACUCCCUCGGCGGAGUGCAAUCCGCGCUUGAUGGCGAGAGGAAGGCGGACAGACCAUCGGGGGGCGGCGCGGGCUGGGCCGGGGAGGCGGUGAAAGAGAUGCAGCAGGGUGGCAUGCGCAUGUCUGACGGGGAGGUGCAGCCCAACGAGGAGUUCUUCUCGAACCUCGUCCAGACUUUUCAGGACGAGUCUUUCCAGAAGGCUAUGACAGGCUUGCUACAGGGCAUGGACACUAGCGGGGUCGAGGAGGGCGCCUCUGCCAAGGAGACUCCGGGGCGCCAGGGGCUGCGGACGGCGGUGCCGCGGCGUCCCUGUCCGGGGAUGCAGGUUCGGAGGACUUCCUGCAGAAGUUCGUGA